GCAAAUUCUGAUUAAAAGAAAAAUCUGAAACGAGGCUAAGCAGAAGAGAAUGGCUAGAGACAGCGUCCUCACUCGCGUGGCGACGGGAGCCGCCGUUGGCGGCGCAAUCGGCGGCGCAGUCGGUGCUGUUUAUGGGACUUACGAUGCAAUCAGGCACAAGGUUCCUGGGUUCCUCAAGAUAAGGCAUAUUGGGCAGACCACUCUAGGAAGUGCAGCUGUAUUUAGCUUGUUCCUUGCAGCAGGAACCUUGAUACGUUCCCACUAGUUGGUCUCCUUAGAUUGUGCAGUCAUGGUUACGGGUUUUCUUAGUCUUAGCCAGCAAAAUAUUGCCAUGUAACCUCACAUUUUGUAUUUUUUUUUUUUGUCCAAACUAAUUUCAUCAAUGAUGCUGCUGCUUUUUUGUGUCUGCGUUAAGCAUUAGACUAUUUUUGGCAAUACUUGAUGGUAUGCUUAAAGGUUUAGUCCGUUUUGAACCGUUUUUGA
Molecule: messenger RNA, 483 nt
Organism: Cajanus cajan (pigeon pea)
Lineage: Eukaryota; Viridiplantae; Streptophyta; Magnoliopsida; Fabales; Fabaceae
Biological process (GO): protein import into mitochondrial matrix; protein insertion into mitochondrial inner membrane
Cellular component (GO): TIM23 mitochondrial import inner membrane translocase complex
Source: RefSeq, a predicted model, not a curated record